AUGACUGACGUCGAUAUGUCCAACGGCACUGAUGCCGCGGGCAAGCCCGAGAGACUUCCUAUCACCGUCUCCAAGCCCACGCCCUACACCUUCGACCUGGGCCACCUGACAGUCAACGACCCGAACCCUCUGGAGAUUACGCCCGGCGAGCUGAACAGUUCCCUCCAAGCCACCGCCCGCGAUGGCGCCCAGUGUCUCUUGAACCAACUGCUUACAACAUGCAACAUCACUUCGUCUGCGCAGAACGGCAUUCUCCUCAGCCUGCCGCCCCCGAACACCGACCUCCCCCGCUUCAAGCCCCUGCCUACACCCAAGCCCCCGACCAAGUGGGAGCUGUUCGCUCGUAAGAAGGGCAUCGGCAAGUUCAGCACCAAACCUGGUGCCACCCUGGCGGACAAGGAGCGCCGCAAGAAGCUCGUCUACGACGAGGCAUCUGGCGAGUGGGUUCCCAAGUGGGGAUACAAGGGCAAGAACAAGGAUGACGACAACCAGUGGCUUGUGGAGGUUGAUGAGAGCAAAUGGAAGAAGGAGGAGGAAGCUGCUGCGAAGGGUGGCUCAAUUCGUGGAAUGGGUCGCGCUGAGCGGAAGGAGAGGAUCAAGCGUAAUGAGCGUAAGGAGCGGUCGAAUGCGGCUCGUGCGAAGACAGGGAAGAAAUAG
Penicillium maclennaniae is the source of this 657-nucleotide messenger RNA. Its product is annotated as ribosome biogenesis protein RRS1. The record is from RefSeq and is a predicted model, not a curated record. NCBI's taxonomy places the organism in Eukaryota, Fungi, Ascomycota, Eurotiomycetes, Eurotiales, Aspergillaceae. The transcript has 2 exons. Bases 1 to 657 code for a protein of 218 amino acids. Gene Ontology annotation, biological process: ribosome biogenesis; ribosomal large subunit export from nucleus; endonucleolytic cleavage in ITS1 to separate SSU-rRNA from 5.8S rRNA and LSU-rRNA from tricistronic rRNA transcript (SSU-rRNA, 5.8S rRNA, LSU-rRNA). Gene Ontology annotation, molecular function: protein binding. Gene Ontology annotation, cellular component: preribosome, large subunit precursor; nucleolus; nucleus.